Messenger RNA from Parastagonospora nodorum SN15, 4774 nucleotides. RefSeq lists its product as hypothetical. Bases 1 to 4590 code for a protein of 1529 amino acids. The transcript is spliced from 4 exons. Gene Ontology annotation, molecular function: 4 iron, 4 sulfur cluster binding; NADP binding; FMN binding. Gene Ontology annotation, cellular component: sulfite reductase complex (NADPH). The record is from RefSeq and is a predicted model, not a curated record. Lineage: Eukaryota; Fungi; Ascomycota; Dothideomycetes; Pleosporales; Phaeosphaeriaceae. Gene Ontology annotation, biological process: amino acid biosynthetic process; sulfate assimilation.
AUGAGUUCCAUCAAGACUGCUGGAGAGGCUGUGGCCCGAAUUGCCCAUUUGGCCUCCGACGUGGUUGUGUCCGUCGUGCCUACCCUUGCUUCUGAGUCCGAGUUCUCAGAGGCUCUCAAGUCACUGCAAAAGAACAACGCAACUAGCAUUGUUGCGAAGGGACAGACAGAGCUCAUCACUGUUCGCCAAAAUGCGGAUCCGCUCCUCUCGGUCUUCCAGCCCAUCCGCGCGGGCAAGCUCACCAGCGUCACCACCACCUCGUCUAUUCUCGUAAAAUCUAUACCCCACCUCUACAAGCUCGCUCAGUACCCCGUCGUCCUUCACGUCUCGGUACAGCCAUCUGGCUUCCCCGACUUCUCUGAUAUCACCUCCAUCAGAAACUCCGGCUUCACAUUUAUCCAGUCCGAGACGCUACAGGAGGCGCAGGAUUUGGCCUUGACUGCCCAUGCUCUAGCAGUAAAGUCUGGCAAGGGUGUCAUUCAUUUCUUCGACUCUGGAGCAUAUGCCUUCAAGAAGGAGAUCGACUACGAGGAUGCUGAACUGGCACGGAAAGUUUUGGACUUGGAUACUGUCGCAAGCUUCCAGAGGACCAAGUCAGAGGAGACUACCCUGUACGCCGACGAUGGCAGGAGCGCUACACUUUCACUCGCCCGCAGCCAGGCUGCCAACAUUGGCUCCGAGCCAGCUCCACUAAGCUCUUCUGAGCAUGGUAGGUCACUGCCGGUUUCUGAGAGAACGAGCGAGCGAGCAGACUCAUCUUCUGGUUCAUCACAGCGCGACGCCAGCACAAGUGGCGCUUCCGUGUCAUCGGCAACCACUGUCGAAUCGCUUGUCUCUAAACCCAUCUCAUCGGAGGAUAUCUAUCGCUUCGCCACCCAGAUUUGGGGAACUAUUAGGGAUGCCACUGGCCGAUCAUACGACGCUUUCGCGUAUACUGGAAGCGGCCAAGAAGAGGCUGCUAUCUUCUUGUUUGGUGCCGACACUGGUCUGUUCGCCACGGAAUUGGACACAGUAGAAGACGGUGAGGAGUACGCUAACACAGGCAUCAUCACAGCGAGAUUGUACCGACCAUGGUUGGGUGCUUCAUUGGCGCACUUGCUUCCUCGCUCGCUGAAGAGAAUCGCCGUCUUGGAGCAAGUCCGACGAAAGACCACCAAGUGGGGCCCAUUGCUUCUCGAUCUUUUGAUGUCCAUGAAGUCGACUGGAGGCGCAUCACCGAUCAUCGUUGGAUACCAACUCGGCUACAUUAACGAGGAGACUGUCCAGCAGGCACUUCGUGGUGUGCAUCAGAACCUCAUGAGCGAGACGCCCGUACAGAACUUGCAGAUUGGCAACAUGGACGGACCGGAGCCACAAAGUACGAAGCCCGAACAGCCUGCACUGGAGAACGCUUACAUGAAGAUUCUCAACCAGGUCUUCGGGGAUAAGUUGCACAUCGCCAACCAGCUUGGCUCACAGCACGCCGGCGUCUCGAACGAGCUCGCUGCCAGCCCUGAGUACGGUUUUGGUUCCCUGGUAGCACGCAAGGAGCAUCGGAAGCGCUUCGUCGACGAGGCUGCUGCGGCUUCCAAGGACAACGCUUUCACCACAUCAGCACCUCAACAGUGGCUCUCGAAGUGGGCCUUGAGUGCGGAAGACACCGACAAAGCUAACGAGUAUGCGCCUGAGGUCAUAUCUCGUUUGAGCACCGACGGCUCGCCAGCCGCGAACCAGCUGUUAGCAUCGAAGAAGCUAUUCUACAAGGAGUCACCCUGGCUGGUUGGAUCAGAUGCCUGGGCAUACGACCUCGGAAACUCUGGUGUGCAUCACGUACUGGCGUCCGGCGAGAAUGUGAACAUGCUCAUUGUUGACUCGACACCUUACUCUGAACGCACCGCUGCAGAUGCAGAGAGGAGAAAGAAAGACAUUGGACUAUACGCCAUGAACUUUGGUAACGCUUACGUCGCAUCUGUUGCUGUCUACAGCUCAUACACCCAGGUGCUUGAGGCCAUGAUCGAGGCUGAUAAGUUCGAUGGACCUUCCGUCGUCCUUGCCUACCUCCCUUACGAGAAGGAGAAUGACUCUCCCUUGACUGUCCUGCAAGAGACCAAAAAGGCUGUCGAUCUCGGUUACUGGCCGUUGUACCGAUGGGACCCUCGCGGCGAUGAUAAGGGUGAGCCUAACUUCACUCUUGACUCCGAGAGGAUCAAGAAGGAGCUCGAAGAGUUCCUGGCCCGCGACAACUAUAUGUCUCAGGUCAUGAAGCGUCACCCCGAGUUCUCAUCCCACAUUUCUGGCUCAUAUGGCACCGAAGUCAGGCAACUACAGAAGCGCAAGGCCAAGGAUGCUUACAGCAAACUUCUCGAAGGUCUUCAGGGCGACCCAAUGACGGUCCUCUUUGCUUCAGACAACGGUAAUUCCGAGAACCUUGCAAAGCGUCUUGCCAACCGUGGCAAAGCGCGAGGUCUAAAGACCAUGGUCAUGGCUAUGGACGACUUCCCUCUCGAAGACCUCCCCAACGAGCAGAACGUCGUUCUGUUCACGAGUGUAGCUGGCCAAGGAGAGUUCCCGCAAAACGGAAGAACUUUCUGGGAGACCGUCAAGGAUUCUACCGAUCUGGACCUGGCGACCAUCAACUUUGCGGUCUUCGGUCUCGGUGACAGCCACUACUGGCCACGAAAGGAAGAUAAGAUUUACUACAACAAGCCCGCAAAGGACCUGCAUGCUCGCUUGCUCACCCUUGGAGGUACCCCUCUGGUAGAGUGUGGUCUUGGAGACGAUCAGGAUCCGGACGCGUACCAGACGGCGUACGCCGAGUGGGAGCCGAAGCUCUGGCAGAAACUUGGCGUUGAUAAUGUUGAGGGUCUUCCCGAAGAGCCUGCACCGUUGACCAACGAGGACAUGAAGGCUGCUUCGAACUUCCUCCGUGGUACCAUCGAGGAGGGUCUGAACGACACCUCCACUGGCGCCAUUUCUGCAAGCGACCAGCAGCUCACCAAGUUCCACGGAACCUACAUGCAAGAUGACCGCGAUCUUCGCGACGAGCGCAAGGCGCAAGGUCUCGAGCCAGCCUACUCUUUCAUGAUUCGUUGCAGGUUAGCCGGUGGUGUUGCCACUCCCAAGCAGUGGCUACAGAUGGACGAAAUCGCCACUAAGCUUGGCAACGAGACCAUGAAGUUGACUACUCGACAAACCUUCCAGUUUCACGGUGUCGUCAAGGGCAAGCUCAAGCCGGCCAUGCAAGCUAUCAACAAGUCUUUGAUGACCACCAUCGCCGCUUGCGGUGACGUGAACCGAAACGUCAUGUGCAGUGUACUGCCUACUCAAUCGAAGUACCACAGCCAGGUUCACGAGGCUUCACAGAGGAUCAGCGACCACCUUCUGCCUUCCACAUCUGCCUACCACGAGAUUUGGCUGGAGGACGACGAGACAAAGCAGAAGCGCAAGAUUGCUGGUGAAGCUGUUCAGGAUCACGAGCCGCUGUACGGUCCUCUUUACCUGCCGCGAAAGUUCAAGAUCACCAUCGCAAUCCCGCCUCACAAUGACACUGAUGUCUAUGCACACGACAUUGGUCUUAUUGCUAUUAAGGGUGAAGAUGGCAACUUGAAGGGAUUCAACCUUCUCGCUGGUGGUGGCAUGGGUGUUACGCACAACAACAAGAAGACGUACCCGCGCACUGGAUCCAUGUUCGGUUACGUAUCCAACGAGGAUGUCCACAUCGCUUGCGAGAAGAUCAUGCUUGUCCAGCGCGACCACGGCGACCGCAAGAACCGAAAGCACGCCCGUCUCAAGUACACCAUUGACGAUAUGGGUAUCGAUGUCUUCCGUGGCAAGGUCGAGGAGCUCUGGGGUCAGAAGUUUGCUGACCCAAAGCCAUUCAAGUUUGAGAGCAACGUCGACACCUUCGGCUGGCAAAAGGAUGAGAACGGUCUGAGCCACUUCACCUUCUUCAUUGAAAACGGUCGUAUUGAGGACACAGCCGACUUCCCCAUGAAGACUGGCCUCAUUGAGGUGGCCAAGGCACACAAGGGCGAGUUCAGAUUGACUGGUAACCAGCAUUUGGUCUUGUCCAACGUAGCGGAGGAAGAUUUGCCUGCGAUGAAGGAGCUGCUCAAGAAGUGGAAGCUUGACAACACCAACUUCUCCGCUAUGAGGCUAUCUAGUUCAGCUUGUGUUGCGUUCCCCACCUGCGGUCUCGCCAUGGCGGAAUCAGAGCGCUACCUCCCAGAGCUCAUCACCAAGCUUGAGGGCACACUUGAGGAGAACGGCCUGCGACAGGAAAGCAUAGUCAUGCGCAUGACCGGAUGCCCUAACGGUUGCGCCCGUCCAUGGCUGGCUGAAGUUGCUUUCGUUGGAAAAGCUUAUGGUGCCUACAACAUGUACCUUGGCGGUGGCUACCAUGGUCAGCGACUGAAUAAGCUGUACAGGAGUUCUAUCAAGGAGGACGAGAUCUUGGAGAUCAUGAAGCCGAUGAUCAAGCAAUAUGCAACGGAGCGUAACGAGGGCGAGCACUUUGGUGACUUCGUCAUUCGCAAAGGCUACAUUAACGAGACUACGCACGGAACGAAUUUCCACGACAACACUGCGGAAGAAGAAUCAGAUGGCGAGUAAAUUGGGAGACAUCAAGAUACCUGAAGAUACUGGCUCAUGGCAUUGCAUUUGAUCGCUUCGGCGGCUCAUGAUCAUUUUGGCGUUAUAUUGGAAAACUUCAAGCGUUGAGAUCUCACUGCUAGUUUUUGUAUUUUUUUCCAUAAUUCAAUAAGAUUAUGGCUGUUCUAUUCGGCCACAAUCGCUC